AUGUUUACUGGUCAGAGAGUUAAGAAUUUUGCAGCCUCGAAGAGUAUUAAUAUGGUUACUUCGACCCCUUACUAUGCACAGGCUAAUGGGCAAGUAGAGGCAGCAAAUAAAAUAUUGAUAGGCUUGAUUAAAAAGCAUAUCGGGAAUAAACCUCAAACUUGGUAUGAGACUUUAAGUCAAGUAUUAUGGGCUUAUCAAAAUUCACCAAGAGGUUCGACAGGAACUUCACCUUAUAAAUUAGUAUAUGGCCAUGAUGCAGUAUUACCAUUGGAAAUUAAUUUGAAUACUUUAAGAGUAUCGAAACAGAAUGAGUUGCCAGUUGAUGAUUAUUGGAAUGCAAUAUUUGACGAGUUAGACGAUUUAGAUUCAGAGCGAAUCUUGGCACUUGAUAAUGUAAUUUGA
Molecule: messenger RNA, 402 nt
Organism: Arachis stenosperma
Lineage: Eukaryota; Viridiplantae; Streptophyta; Magnoliopsida; Fabales; Fabaceae
Exons: 1
Coding region: 1-402 (133 amino acids)
Biological process (GO): DNA integration
Molecular function (GO): nucleic acid binding
Source: RefSeq, a predicted model, not a curated record